This is a messenger RNA of Colletotrichum gloeosporioides, 3060 nucleotides long. Its product is annotated as Vegetative incompatibility protein HET-E-1. Lineage: Eukaryota; Fungi; Ascomycota; Sordariomycetes; Glomerellales; Glomerellaceae. The transcript has 5 exons. The coding region runs from base 1 to 3060 and encodes 1019 amino acids. The record is from RefSeq and is a predicted model, not a curated record.
AUGGCUCGUUUUACCAAGAAUUCAGAUCGCGAGUAUGAUGUUGUUCUUCUCGGAGCUACAGGAUUUACAGGUCGCUUCGCUGCGAUGCACCUCGCAGAGAUUGAUCAUGAUAUGAAGUGGGCCAUCGCAGGUCGCUCUGAGGCGAAAUUGACUAAGUUGGCCGAAAAGCUCAGACUGAAGACUUCUCAGAACCUAGACGUCAUUCCCGUCGAAUUUACGACCAAAUCGCUUGCUGCUCUGGCCAGGCAAACCCGAUGCUUGGUUGCGACGGUGGGCCCUUUUCCCCAGCAUGGUGUCUUGGUGUUCAAAAGCUGCGCGGAGAAUGGGACUCAUUAUGUUGACAUUAACGGCGAGACUCCUUCUGUACUGGAAAUGAUCAAAGCUUAUGAAGACACUGCAAAGUCAACGGGUGCCAUGAUGAUACCUUCGUGUGGAGUCGGCAGUCUGCCUGCCGACCUUCUCACAUGCCUCAUGGUUAAAAAGAUCAAGGAGACAUUCGACUGCCCAACAUCGGCUGCUCUGAUAUCAGUCCAUAGCUCGAGAGUGCAAGCAAGCGGUGGUACACUGAAUGGCUUAGUAACUUCUGUCUCAUCAUACGGCUUCAGAAACAUUCUUAAGGCCGGGAAGCCUUGGGCGUUAUCGCCUAUCCGUCCAGCGAGAUCUCAGGCUGAUGAGAGCAGAAACGUCAGCAAAGAUACAAUUGAGCGACUUAAACUUGGUACGCUCGGAUUUGGAAUGACGGGGGCGCAUGACCAAGCAAUUGUUCAACGAACAUGGGGUUUGCUGCAGCAGGCAGAACAUAGCGGCCUCAAGCUCACAUCAUACGGUCCGAAUUUCGACUUCAGGAGCGUUCAGCGAUACCCGUCUGCAGUGCAUGGUUGGGCUUUCUGGUCUCUUGUUUGGGUUAUGACCAUCCUCCCGGCGAUUCUUCCGCCCGUGAAAUGGUUGGUAAAGCUGCUCGUACCACCAGGCUCUGGACCGAGUGAGCAAGAAAGGCAGAAGAAUUUUAUUGAGUACCGCGGCGUGGCUAUCGCAGACCUGAAAGAAAAUGCGCAGGAUUUCCAAGGGCAGCCUCUUCUCCAAAGAGGGGUGCAGGCGAAGCUGAAAUACAACGGCGACUCCUACGUGUUUUCGGGCAUGAUGGCGGUUGAGGCAGCUAUGAUUUUACUCGACUCUGGGAAGGAUUGUGCCGCACAGAAAUUGGGAGGCGGGAUUCUGACGCCAGCAACGUUGGGACAGCCUUUGGCUGAUCGGCUAAGAACAGCCGGGGUGCAAAUCGAAGUAGAAGCACUGAUCUUGUUGACGCGUACUAAUCAGAUUCCAGCUGCAACUCUUCAUCAAUGGUCGACGUCGACGAUGAAGCUCAUCGAUGUGAGGACACUGAAAAUAGAAGAGGUCUUUGACGAAGAAAUCCCCAGUUAUGUCAUCCUAUCUCAUACUUGGGAUGAGGGGGAAGUCAGCUUUCAAGAUUUUCAAGACAUCGAUGUCGCCCAGAACAUGAAGGGGUUCGAGAAAAUCGAGGAAAUGUGUCGCCUAGCUCGAGCUCGUGGAGUUGACUAUGCUUGGGUAGACACCUGCUGCAUUGACAAAACGAGCAGCGCGGACCUUUCGGAAUCGAUCAAUUCAAUGUUCAGAUAUUACCAUAACGCGGAGGCCUGCUACGCAUACUUGGCAGACAUGCCCCGUACACGAUCUUUGGAGAAGCACCUACGCCACUGCAGAUGGUUUACCAGAGGCUGGACACUUCAAGAAUUGCUCGCUCCCGCUGAAGUGCGGUUUUAUGAUCAGGAUUGGAAUCUGUUGGGUACGAAAGACUCCUUGGUCGAGAUCAUCUCAGACAUCACCGGAAUUCUCUGCGACGUGCUGCUUGGCAAGACACCCCUGUGGGACAUCCCCGUAGCGACGCGAAUGGCAUGGGCGGCUACAAGAAGCACGAGACGAAAGGAGGAUAUGGCAUAUUCGUUAUUAGGCAUCUUCGACAUAAAUAUGCCAAUGCUCUACGGAGAAGGUCAGAAAGCAUUUCGACGACUACAGGAGGAAAUUUGCAAAAAGGACGACGAUACCUCGUUACUCGCAUGGGAUUCUCGCAGACCCCUCCACUCCCGAACUUCAGUGGCCUUCGCUUCAUCUCCAGCGGAUUUCGCCGGUCAUGAAAAAACGCAAGCAAUCACACGCUUUCGAAAUUAUGAUAUUGGGAUGGAACUGACCAGCAGAGGCCCUCGCUUUAUGGGAAGGAAUCUUUGCAUGGUCGUGAUCCCGUCAGACAAUGAUAUCCAGAGACCUUGUCCCGAUGGUAUUUUAGGCCUCGCCAUUGUACCCAAGCCUAUAUUGCUACCAGAAGAGGAUAACGGAGGAAUUAUUCGAUACGUUCUCCGCCUGGAUAUUGGCACUUCAACUCACCGUUGCGGUAUCUUUCUCGAAAAGGUCCAGCCGGACCUUUUCCGGCGAGAUUGCAAUUUGCCCAUGGCUUUGAUGUCAUAUAAGCUCGACCAUCUGACCGAGUACCAAUCCUCAUUCGUCAUAGUUGAGGACCAGCUUUCAUACCGCAGGCCCGACACCACGCUUUGGGGGAGACACAAAAGUGUGCACAUCCCUAUAGAUAAGCGUAUCACGAUUAGUCGCAUUUUACCAAGGACAUCGUGGGAUAUUUGUAGUCGACUUCUUUUUGCACCUCGAUUUUCUACACAGGUGCAAGCUUUGAAGUUGGUUAUGAAUCUUCAGCCGACAAAACUUGAGCUAUGGAUGCUCUGCGACCGGAGACAUAUCCAAAGCAGUGGGAGGCCUAGAAUCUUGCUACUGGAUGCAUCCCCAUCGAGGUCAGACACAACAGAUAUUGGGAUUCAAGCAUUCCUUCGUCAUAUUAAUCGUGAAGAGGAGGAAGAUCACUGGCAUGCCAUGAUCUCAGAGGGUUUCAAGCCUGAUUCGUUCAAUGACUCUAUCACAGCAGGGCUCGGAACCCAACGAUACCGGAUUUCGGCUUUAGUCGACGUAAGAACUGUCAAGCUUAAGGGAUACGAUGUCAAAGAGUUUUCUAUUAGGUUUCACAUUAGACAUAUAUAA